GCAGUCAGUAUCGUCGCGAUCAUGGCUACGGACGGACGUACGAAGCGCUCGCAAUCGAUAUGCGCGCCCGCCUCCGCGAGUAUGGAAGCCCUCGCCGCGCCGAUGGAGACGACUCCGGCGCCUCGGCGCAGGCCGGCUACGCGUUCUCAGUCCGCAAGGAUCACGGGUGGCCGAUCUGUGAGACAUAGGCGACAACAACAGCAGCAGCAACAGUUGGAUCGGGAGACACGAGCUAGAUAUAGUUCCGAGCCGCGCUUAGCCGAAGCGGAAACUCCUCCUCAAGUCAGGAGACAGGCAUCAGCUCGGCGACGACCUCCCGCUGGACAGCACAGCCAGCCCCGACGUUCAAAUGCCUUCCUCGACGUGCCGAGGACCACACAUCAGCAGCCCGAAGAGGAGCCUGACGAAGACUCUUAUAGACUACGUACCUUCAACAUCACACAGAAAGGAGGCAUAGUGAACCGAGGUGACUCGUUCCGACGACGUCGAUCGCGCUCCGGCAGCCUUGCACCAUCAUCGCCCGCACAAUCUGCACCAGAGUCCCAAGAACGACGUCCAGUAGCAUGCCAUCGCGUUGCGAUGGUCGGCGCUCCUGGAGUUGGCAAAACUGCGCUUAUCAGCCAGUUUCAAACAAGCGAAUGUAUAAACGCUUAUGACAGGCAGAGAGAUAUCGACAGUUCAGAACAGAAAGUGUCCAUUAUGCUGAAUGGUGAAGAGUCAGAACUAUACUUUGUGAAUUGCACAAGCACUAAGGAAGAAAUUGAUCGUUCAGAGCCACCAGACGCAUUUGUGGUUAUUUACUCCGUGGUGGACAAGGCAUCGUUCCAGAAGGCUGAACAGGAACUGGCGAGACUUAUUGAUUUCGACAUGCUGAGGGCCCGACCGGCGCUGCUCGUUGGUAACAAAAUUGACCUGGCAAGGAGUAGAGCUGUUUCUACUCAAGACGGCAAGUGUCUCGCGUGCACGUACAAAGCGAAGUUUAUAGAAGUGUCUGUUGGAAUUAACCACAACGUCGACGAAUUACUCGUGGGUAUUCUUAAUCAAAUACGACUGAAAAGGCAGCAAUAUUCGGCUGACGGUGGCAGGGAGUCCUCCCCCGCACAUUGGUACAAAUCGAGGGGUGUCGUUCGAGCGAGUAUGAAAGCCAGGCAGAUGUUAACGUGGAUAUUUGGUAAAGAAGAUUCGAAAUUCAAAAACUGUGAAAAUUUACACGUCCUGUGAGUGGAAAGUGAAGGGCCCGUGUUUGUGUAAUGGACAAUUAACCGCGGGCUUAUAUAUAUAAUUAAUUAUUAUGUCAUCUUUGGUUAAGUUUGGUGCUGUGUUGUUUAUUAUGCAUAAAAUAUCAUUGCAAAAACGACUUUUUAUUAGUCGAAACCAAAUUCAUAAUCUGUUACUUAUAGCGAUUUAAAAAAAAAAAAAAAGUUACUGCGUAAAGGUAAACAACAUGGCGCCCUCUUUAUAUCGUUAUUUAAUGCCAAAUAAUACUUUGUAAUAUUAGAUGUAUGUGCCAAGUUUUUGGAGGGAAUUUAAUCGUAUUCGUCUAGCGUAAGUAUAUAUAUAUGUGUGUAAGUGAAAUAAGUAUUUUCCCUGAUUACAUAGGUUUGACGUCAUUUUACAAUCAGCAAUACUGCAUAACAUAAGUACAUUAGUCAUUCAAAUUACUAUAUAACAAUAUUACACAUUUUACAAAAUACAUGUAAAAACAUUAUAAAUCAGUAAAAUUACAAUGUUAU
Molecule: messenger RNA, 1733 nt
Organism: Nymphalis io (European peacock)
Lineage: Eukaryota; Metazoa; Arthropoda; Insecta; Lepidoptera; Nymphalidae
Product: GTP-binding protein REM 1
Exons: 5
Coding region: 22-1221 (399 amino acids)
Cellular component (GO): plasma membrane
Molecular function (GO): calcium channel regulator activity; GTP binding; GTPase activity
Source: RefSeq, a predicted model, not a curated record